AUGGCUCGUCCUUCAAUUAAAGAAUAUUUAGCAUCUAAUCCUGGAAAAGUCCUUGUGUUAGAUGGUGGUCAAGGGACCGAAUUAGAAAAUAGAGGUAUCGACGUUGCAAACCCAGUAUGGUCUACUGUACCUUUCAUUAGUGAUUCAUUUUGGUCGGACCAAUCUUCUAAGGAUAGACAGAUUGUCAAGGGAAUGUUCAAUGACUUUUUAGCUGCAGGUGCAGAGAUUUUAAUGACCACUACUUAUCAAACCAGUUUUAAGUCUGUCUCCGAAAAUACUCCUAUCAAGACUGUUGAAGAAUAUAACGUUUUAUUGAACCAUAUUGUACAGUUCUCUCGUGAUUGUAUCGGUGAAGAGAAAUUUUUAAUUGGUUGUAUCGGCCCUUGGGGUGCCCAUGUAUGCGCAGAAUUUAAUGGUGACUAUGGUGAACAUCCAGAAAAGAUAGACUAUUAUAAUUAUUUCAAACCUCAAUUAGAUAAUUUUUUCCAAAACGACAACUUGGACUUGAUUGCAUUUGAGACUAUUCCAAACAUCCAUGAAUUGAGAGCAAUUUUGUCUUGGGAUGAAUCCAUAUUGUCAAAACCUUUCUAUAUUGGUCUAUCAGUUCAUGAAAAUGGGCUCCUAAGAGAUGGUUCUACCAUGAUAGACGUUGCAGAAUUGAUCAAAUCCAUUGGCGAUAAAAUAAAUCCAAAUUUGCUGUUAUUAGGAAUCAAUUGUGUCAGUUUCAACCAUUCUGCUGAUAUCAUGGAAUCGAUACAUAAACAAUUACCUAAUAUGCCACUUAUUGCGUAUCCUAACAGUGGUGAAGUCUACGACACCGUGAAGAAGAUCUGGUUACCAAACAGUCAUCCAACGUUCACUUGGGAUGCUGUAGUUAAAAGAUAUAUCGAGGCAGGUGCAAGAAUCAUAGGCGGAUGCUGUAGAACAUCUCCUGAUGAUAUAAAACAAAUUACAAAUGCUGUAAAGAAAUAUUCUAAUAACUAA
Messenger RNA from Maudiozyma barnettii, 984 nucleotides. It is a transcript of the gene SAM4, whose product is annotated as S-adenosylmethionine-homocysteine S-methyltransferase SAM4. The transcript has a single exon. The coding region runs from base 1 to 984 and encodes 327 amino acids. The record is from RefSeq and is a predicted model, not a curated record. NCBI's taxonomy places the organism in Eukaryota, Fungi, Ascomycota, Saccharomycetes, Saccharomycetales, Saccharomycetaceae.